Messenger RNA from Amoebophrya sp. A120, 2570 nucleotides. The record is from the annotation of a GenBank genome assembly. Lineage: Eukaryota; Dinophyceae; Syndiniales; Amoebophryaceae.
AUGUCUAGUAUCCAUUCUGCUCGAUCGCGCUCUCUAUUCUUCUCUCAGAAAAUGCCGCUUCGCACACUCGUCGGGGUUCUGCUCUUAUCUGCGUCGUCACCGUUACCUGUUGUGGUCCAAGCGGUGCACUUGCAAUCGGGACGAGGACGGCAGCACUGGUUUAUGAAAUCCUCUACAGGCAGGAGCACGAGUGGAAGAAAUGGUGAAAUCGAAUCCGCAAAACCUGUCGUGCACACAGAAGAUCCCGCAAAAUCCUUUAACACAGAAGCAGGCAUCGAAAGUACGACCGCCGAGCAACCAGCAUCCGCGACCUUCGGAAAAAAUGCAGGACGUGGUGCCGGUGGACCAACCGUUCCCGGUACUGAAGGACAUGAUCUUCGUACAGAGUACUCUACAAUGCUGCUGCCGCCAGUAGAGGACGUGCUAAACGAUCAAGAUGAAAUUCCAGCAAGUGGACGACCACAAUUACCACCAACUGCGGGGCCCGGAAAGCUUUUGGAUCCCGACCAACAGGAUAUCGUUGACGCUGCUCGAGAAAAACUGGCAGGACUCUCGCUGGGGUUUGGAGGGCCCGGCCCGAAGCGCAAGGCGAGCCUGCGCUCGGAUAGGACGGCCAGCACACGUCUUGGGGACGAGCACCAAGGCGCAGGAGCAUCUUCAUCAGGACCGGUCUCUGUCAAUGUAUCGAAUCGCACGAGCCCGGACUCCUCGCCAAGCAGCGGCCGCCCAUCAGGGGAACUGCCCACUGUAGUCUGUGGUGAAAAUGUCCCACCCGAGCCUCCUGCACACUUAGCACUGCCGCAUUCGUCCCCCUGGAGUGCAGAAACGAAAGCGUUUAUUGCGACGGAUAAUGAGAAAAAUGCUCGAAAUCGCUUCAAGAUGGCUGUUGAUGCUGCUAGCACGAAAAUGACAUCACCGCCAGAAAGUCACGCAGACGAUUAUCAUGCACAACACGACGAAGUACUAGAAAAAGCUGCAGCUGCCUCAGAUUUUUCCGCCGAGUCUGAUGCUUCUAUACCAAACUACGCUCUUCCUGCAAAGGAAAAACUGUACAAGCUGGUCAAAAUGACGACUCGGAUGGCAGAAGAGGCGGCCCAGCGGGAUCUCAAGUUUUCAAAGAAGUACCGCAGCGGUUCGGUGAGGGAAAUGAAGCGGCACAUUGCAGCCGAGCAUCGCGCGUCUCUCGCGCCGCUGCAAAGGAGUCGACCGGGACUAUUUCAGAAAAGGAAACAAGCGAACAGUAAGGCUUCGAACAAAUUGGUGAGCAAGCACCGGACCAGUGCGGCCAGAAAGAAGAAGCUCCUAGUUUUCCUACAGAAGUGUUGUGAGAAGGAAAAGUGUAACGCACGCAAAGAGUUUUCCCAAUUCGAAGCCAAAAUGGCCGCAGUUCUCCGAGAAAGGCCGGAGCAACCAGAAGCAGAAAACUUGGACUCGUCCUCUACUUCUGCAAGCAGCAAUGAUUCUUGCAGUGUAGACGGCGAAGGCUUGGAAGAAGUUUUCCAGAUGGCACUGGAAGAGAAACUGGCAGAGGCCGACGACCGGAACGAUUUUGCGCAGAAUCUCACCGGCGACUUACAGCGAAAGGAGAACAAGAGCUGGGGCAAGUUGCAAGCGCUGAAGGUCGUCGGUGUCAGUCAGGACGUUCUUGACCGGGAAGAGACGAGACACAACAUGCUACGGAAAAUGCGACAAUCCGCGGCGAGAAAUUGGAUGCGAGCCCAGGAUGACGUGGUGGAGUUGAAGAAGUUUUUGGAGCCGGAAGAGGACUAAGAAGUACUAACUCGUCGAUCCCUGCUGGCUCGGAAGGUCGUUUUUCGGUUAGGGACUACCGCAAAUCGAUGCUAGAAGCGGAGCGGGCAGGAGCAGGAACAGGCGAUGUGGUAGAUUAAAGUUCCGGAACGCAGCAGCCAGCGAUAUCUGCAAUUAAAACGCAAAGAACGUGUUGUAGAUGGACUGCGGCUAUUAUACUACGAAUGAAGAUCAUUGUUUGCAUAAACUUAAAAAGGUUAUAAUAUGAAAGGUCUUUACAACGCGCAACGCGCACUGUCGCAUCCAUGUUUGGAUUUCUAGAAGAUGUAGGCUACGGUUUGUUUAGCCGUAGAUAGAAUUGAAACUCCUACAUAUUCCAUGUCGCUCGCUUAUCAUGAAAGGCACUCUUCUUGCGCCAUUUUUUAAAACUGAUCAUCGUUCAUAAAUGAGCAAGGUGACGUACGUGAAUUUUGCUUCCGACGCGCAUAGGAACGAUCAAGCGAAUUUUUGGGCCCAGUGCGAUGCCAUGGAGCGCAAUUUUUAUUGUAUGCAGCGUCACAGUUUACAAGAACAGUGCAUUUUUUCGCAAAACGUUUUUAAUACAACGUUUACGUUACCGAAGCCGGGCGCGUUGUCUACAUGCAUCUGCAACUUAACACGAGCAGAAACCCUCGCUCUGCGUGCAGGGCGUCAAUCCGAGUUGCUUGCUCCCCCGAGCGGACGACUUUCCCGGCCCCGUGUUCCACUGGGCUGGCUGCUGUUCCGCCUUAAGCCGCCGAGCUGCAUCCAGCUUGUCGCCCUUUUUCCUCCUUCGAAAUCGA